Messenger RNA from Triticum aestivum (bread wheat), 1096 nucleotides. Its product is annotated as putative methyltransferase DDB_G0268948. The record is from RefSeq and is a predicted model, not a curated record. The transcript has 2 exons. Gene Ontology annotation, molecular function: S-adenosylmethionine-dependent methyltransferase activity. Lineage: Eukaryota; Viridiplantae; Streptophyta; Magnoliopsida; Poales; Poaceae. The coding region runs from base 92 to 877 and encodes 261 amino acids.
GUAGUCUAUAAAUUCCAUCCAGAUCCAGCCCUGCAAAUGCAAUUCGAGGCAUUUGACAGACGGCAGUUGAUUACAGCGGCAGCGCACAAGAAUGGCGGGGCUGUAUGAGAAACCGUCGGAGACGUACGCCAAGAAGCGGCCGCGGUACCCCAAGGAGUGGUUCUCCAUGCUCGCCUCCCUCACCGCCGGCCACCACCGCGCCUGGGACGCUGGCUGCGGCAGCGGCCAGGCCUCCCUCAGCAUCGCGGAGCACUACGACAGCGUGGUCGCGACGGACGUGAGCGAGGGCCAGCUCCGCCACGCCAUCGCGCACCCCAAGGUGCGGUACCUGCACACGCCGGAGGACCUCGCGGAGGACGACCUCGUCGCCCUGGUCGGCGGCGAGGGCUCCCUGGACCUGGUCAUCGUGGCGACCGCGAUCCACUGGUUCGACGUCCCGCUCUUCUACGCCGUGGUGAACCGCGUCCUCAGGAAGCCCGGCGGCGUCCUCGCCGUGUGGGGGUACAACUACGACAUCCACCCGUUCGGGGACAAGCUGCACGGGGCGCUGUACCCGGCCAUGCGGCCGUACAUGGACCCGAGGACGAGGCUGGCCAUGGAGCGGUACCGCGACCUGCCGUUCCCGUUCGAGCCCGUCGGGGUGGGCCGCGAGGGCGAGCCGGCCGACGUCGACAUGGAGGCGGAGAUGACGCUGGAGGACCUGGCCGGGUUCGUGAUGACCGGCUCCGUCGCGACCACGGCUGGGGAGAAAGGGGUGGACCUGGAGGCGCUGGUCAAGGGUGUGAUGAAGGAGGUGGAAGAGGGGUGGGGGGAUCGGCCGACGGUGCCCAGGAAGCUUGUGUUCAAGGCCUUCAUGCUGGCCGGGAGGCCCAGGUGAUAGAUGAACUGCUGGGUGGUGAAUUGGGAUCGGUACCGUAGAGUAAAAUAAUAAAAUGUGAAGUUUGCGACUUAUUACUGCCUUCUUUUCAAAAUACUUUAAAGCUCUAGAUUUAUCCUAAGUCAAAUAUCCUCAAGUUUCACUAAGUUGUCAUUCGUAGUCUAAAAAUCUUGAUGUAAUUUUUAUUGAAAAAUGUUAUUUGGCUUACGUUCCUGGAAA